AUGGCACGCCCCUUUCCAUACAAUUUCAUAUCAUGCCCCUGCGCCGAAAGCCCACCUCCUACGCCAGCUUCAAAUCGGCUCUCCAAAGACCUCUCCAGCCUAAGCCUUAAGACACCAGACUCGGACGAAGAUGAACGAACGUUUGACCCGAGGUCACGGCGUGCAAACUACUCCCUAUACCCCCCAGAACACCUCCUAUACUGCGAAGACUGCCAUCAAAUAAAAUGCGCAAGGUGUAUAACAGAAGAGAUAGUUUGUUGGUAUUGCCCCAAUUGUCUGUUCGAGACACCGAGCAGCAUGGUAAGAAGUGAGGGUAACAGAUGUGCGCGCAACUGCUUCAAUUGUCCCAUUUGCACAUCGCCAUUGACAGUAACGACCACGAGUAACACGGAGAAUGGAGCUUCUCAGAGUGGUCCAUGGAUCCUAUCUUGCGGCUAUUGCAUGUGGACAAGCCUUGAUAUCGAUAUAAAAUUCGACAAGCCAACCAACAUACGCGCUCAGUUGUUAGCUCUAAGAAAUGGGGAAAUGAGAAGACCAUCAGAAGCCAGGUUUUCACAAUUCAAAUCACCGCUCGCGAGCUUUGCCUCCACACCCAGCUUGCCUGAGGAGGAGCAAGAUGAGAAACUAGGAAGUCCGAUGUCCUUUGACAGCAAGCCUGCGCUUGGCCAUGAUGCCAGGUUUAUGGCCCUGAAGAGCUUCUAUCGCACUCAGAUUGCUGAAACGUCAUCAUCACCAUCAGAUCACUUGAUGGGAGGCGACUUUGGGUUAUACUCAUCCCCAAAUGCGUUGAGCCGUAUUAUGUCCCUUUACAACACUAGUGUUGGAAGUAUGCAUGGCAAUAAUAAAAGAAACAAAUCUAAGCCCCCAGUUAUGCGCGAAGCUCUGACGCAGGCGGAGGGGCUAGUUCUACCUGCUCCUGGAUCCGCAGACGCUAUCAUUGAAAAGAUGGCCACUGAAGGGUGGGAUGGACUGGCAUCUAUGGAGCAACGACAGUUCCAGCAACCUUCCGCACGCUUCGUUGAUGACUUGUUACCACUUCCGGUCCUACUACGCACAAAGAGAUCUAAACGAUGCAAGGCUUGCAAGCAUAUCCUCGUCAAACCAGAAGUGAAGCCCCAGUCAACUAGGUUCCGCAUCCGACUUAUUGCCCUCAGCUAUCUGCCCCUCACCUCCAUUCGCCCUCUUUACCCAUCCUCAGUUGCUCUUCCGAUUAAUUUGGAGGCCCUUGAGCCCCUAAAGCCAAUUCAAUUUCUUCUAACUCUCAAGAACCAUAUGUUUGACCCUAUCCGUGUCACCCUUGCAACACCAUCUGUGACACCCGGACCAGUUUCUACAAAGGUGACAAUUCUCUGUCCUCAACUUGAAGUUGGCGCCAAUACGGAUGUUUGGGACGAAGCCCUUCAAUCAGGCAAUAUUCCUGAUCCAAGGUCCUCCCGACAUGGCGUAGAAAAAGUUGCUGAAGCAGGCAAAGUAUGGGAUAAGGGGCGCAAUUGGACCACUGUUGCUAUGGAAGUUGUUCCCGGUGCUAUCAAGAACAAAAACAAACAAGUCCAGCAAGAUAUAAAUGAAGAGGACCAUGAUGUAGUUGAAAUUCCAGUGUUUGUGAGAAUUGAGUGGGACGCAGACAGUGGGAACGAAGACUUGGGAUUCCGUUCUGAAAAUACCAAGAAGACGGAGUCAGAGACGGUGAAAAGAGAGCUGGCAUAUUGGAUGACACUUGGGAUAGGGAGAAUUAAGUCAGAUGCUUUUUGA
Microsporum canis CBS 113480 is the source of this 1752-nucleotide messenger RNA. RefSeq names its product dynactin Arp1 p62 subunit RO2. The record is from RefSeq and is a predicted model, not a curated record. Gene Ontology annotation, cellular component: dynactin complex. The transcript is spliced from 2 exons. Bases 1 to 1752 code for a protein of 583 amino acids. NCBI's taxonomy places the organism in Eukaryota, Fungi, Ascomycota, Eurotiomycetes, Onygenales, Arthrodermataceae.